UUAUAUUCCAGGUGCAGUUCGGUGUAACUUUUGUGCAAAUAAUGGAACGUAGCUGAAAAGUGAAAAUUAUGCAAUUGGCAGUUGUCAAAAAUGUCAAUGCCGGCGUUUGUCUGUUUGUUGUUUGUUUGAUUUUGUAAUAUGAAUUAAAAAUCCGUUUUUUGGCAAAAAUAAAUACUAAUUCUCUCUAAUAUAGUGUUACUUCAAAUGCAUUUUGAUUAAAAUGUCUCUUGCAGGAGCAUCAGCUAGCAGUAGUGAAGAUGGUGCGGCGGCAUCAUCUAAUGCGAUCGUGGGCAUCAUUUACCCUCCACCUGAGGUUAGAAACAUUGUCGACAAGACAGCCAGUUUCGUGGCGAGAAAUGGUCCCGAAUUCGAAGCCAGAAUUCGGCAAAACGAAUUGGGAAAUCCGAAAUUUAACUUUUUGAAUUUGGGAGACCCUUACCAUGCCUAUUAUCAGCAUAAAGUUAAUGAGGUCAGGGAAGGAAAAGCUCAAGAGCCAUCCAUUGCACAAGGAAUAUCUAAGCUAACCGUAUCCCUGACUCAACAACAGAAACAACAUGAAAUUUUUAAGCAAAUUGAGCAACCAUUUGUACCGAAGGAUCCACCAAGUGAUUUUGAGUUUAUUGCUGAUCCACCCUCCAUAUCUGCUUCGGAUUUGGACAUUGUAAAACUAACGGCCCAAUUUGUAGCAAGAAAUGGUAGAUCCUUCUUGACCCAACUCAUGAACAGAGAACAGAGAAACUUUCAAUUUGAUUUCCUACGCCCUCAACAUUCUCUAUUCCAGUAUUUCACGAAAUUGCUUGAACAAUAUACAAAGAUUUUAAUUCCUUCAAAAACCCUCGUGCAAUCAUUAAGGGAUGAAGUUAAAAGUGCUGAUUGCGUUCUAGAACAAGUCAAGUACAGGGCCGACUAUCAAAAGUAUCAAGAAGCCCAAAAAGCCAGAGAAGACGAGGUAUUGGAACGAGAACGAGUCGCCUAUGCCCAAAUCGACUGGCACGACUUUGUAGUUGUAGAAACCGUGGAUUACCAAGGAUUUGAACUUGGUAAUUUCCCACCUCCAACCACUCCAGAAGAAGUAGGCGCCAGAAUACUAAUUCAAGAACGUAUAGAAGAAGGCGACGACAUUGAAAUGCAACUGGAAAGUGACGAUGAUGAGCCUGCAAAUGAAGAUUCAGGCCUUAGUCGCAUGGAAGACAAAACGGGCCCUACUAGCCGUAAAGACAACAAUCAAGUGCAAGAUAUGGAUGAGGAAAGCUCCGAGGAAGACGACGAAAGAGAACACCCACAACCGAUACAACCACCCUUGCCUCCAGCUGUGGAUAAAGUGGUUGUCAAAAAAUAUGAUCCAAAACAAACACCAAAAGUUUCCAGACCAACUGUCGGAGACGAUUAUCUGGUGUCUCCAAUUACAGGAGAGAAAAUUCCUGCUAGUAAAGUGCAGGAACAUAUGCGAAUCGGUUUGUUGGAUCCUAGAUGGGUGGAGCAACGUGAUAAACACGCUACAGACAAGAUGGCUCAAGAUACAGUCUAUGCUCAAGGUACAGCCAUAGAAGCCAGCUUGAAAUUGUUGGCUGAACGUCGUACCGAUAUUUUCGGUGUGGGAGAUGAGGAAACUGCCAUUGGUAAAAAAAUUGGGGAAGAAGAAAAAAAAGACGAAAAGGUCACUUGGGAUGGGCAUACUUCUAGCGUUGAGGCAGCAACCAGGGCCGCAAGAGCUAAUAUUACUUUGGAAGAUCAAAUACAUCAAAUUCAUAAGGUGAAAGGUUUACUUCCAGACGAAGAGAAAGAAAAAAUUGGUCCUAAAAUCACACCACCCCAAACAUCAGUACUGACAGUGCCUACUUCACAACCAUUGGCUAUCUCUGUAGCAUCUCAGCUCAUGUCAGCACAACCACCUAUAAUGAUGAUGCCCGCACCGCCGAUGGGACCAAUGAGACCAACAAUUAUGUUGACCUCCCAUCCACCCAUGGGCUUUGUGACUCCGAUGCCUCCGCCCAUGCCAAUACCAGUAAAACAGCCAAAUGAUGGCCCCUUAGAGGAGGAGCCUUCCAGUAAGAAAUUGAGAAACGAAGAAUCCCUGGUGCCAGAAGAUGUAUUUUUAGCUAGAAAUCCGAGCUCUGUUGGUGUAACAGUGGCAAUUCCAUUGAUGCCAGAAAAAUCCGAAUGGAAACUCACCGGUCAAAUGCUGUCGUUCACCUUGCCUUUAAGUGAAAGUGUGGGAAAUUUGAAAGUCAAGAUUCAAGAGGAAGUCAACAUGCCUCCAACAAAGCAAAAAUUGUUCUUUGAUGGUAUGUUCUUCAAAGAUCAGAACUCCUUGGCUUAUUACAAUAUCGCUCCGGGUGCUGUAAUUCAAUUACAAUUCAAGGAAAGAGGUGGCAGAAAGAAAUAAUAUGUUCAAGUUCUUCAUUUAGGGUUUUUAUUAAUUACACCUGAUACUUGGCAGGCGUAAAUUGGGAACCAAAUUUAGGGGUUUACCUUACCUGGAAAAAAAUCCGAUAUGUGAUCUAGACACAAAGUUAGUUUAAAAAAUUCAACGAGUAUCAUGGAUGUGAAAAAAAUUAAGUAUCGGUUCUAGAACGGUUCAAAACAAUCACACAGUUUAUUAAUCAACAAAAUGACAAUUGCUUGGCUAUCAAAAAUUCCAAUAAUAAACCGUGCGAUUGUUUUGGACCGUUCUAGAACCAUCCUUUUUUCAAACCUAAACAAAGUUAAAAUAUUAGGAAUACCAAGCAAUAAGAAGAUCAGGUAGGUAUUGAAAAGUCAGUUAUUUUGAGUGAUUGAAAAUUGCCAAUAUUAUAUAUAGGUCUACAUUUACAUUUAUACUUCCUAACUCUAGCUUUAAUGCAGCUUUUAUUCAUAUUUGAAAGCAUUGAGAUUGUAUUCUCAUUAACUUAUGAUUUAGAAUUUAGUUAAGUACAUUGCCCAGUUUACAUCCGCCCAUUAUAAGAUUGGUGUAAUUCAGUUACAAUUCAAGAAGAAAGGUGGCAGAAAGAAAUAAUUUUCUUAAGUUCUUCAUUUAAGGUUUUUUAUUAAUUAUACCUAAUACUUGGCAGGCCAAGUGGGAACCAAGUUUAGGGGUUUACCUUACCUGGAAAAAAUCUGAUAUGUGAUCUUGACCCAAAGUUAGUUUUAAAAAUUCAAUGUCAUGGUUUAAAAAUAAAUUAGGUAUACCUAAUGGACAUUUAUUAUUGUGUUUUGUUUUACUAAAUAAGGUAUAAAGCUAUGAGGACUAGUACGCAUUACUAGGAAUAGCAAGCAAUAAAAACAUCAGGUAGUUAUUAAAAGGCCGGUUAUUUUGUGUGAUUGAGAAUUGCCACAUAGAUAUAUAGGCCUUCAUUUAUAUUUUUCCUAACAUUUAUAUUUUUCCUAACAUUUAUAUUUCCUAACUCUAGACGUAAUGCAGCUUUUAUUCAUAUUUGAAAGCUUUUAGAUUGUAUCCUCUGGUUUGCAAUAUACAGCUUUAAUUAAUAUUUGAAAGCAUUUAGAUUAUAUUCUCUUCAACUUAUGAUUUAGAAUUUAGAUUAAGUAGGUUACCCAGUUUACAUCUGCCCUGCCCAUUAUAUGAUUGGUGUAAUAAUAGAAAAGCAUAAUUAGGUAACAAAUCAGUAUUGUAAUAAUUUCUAUAAUAAACCAAAAUUCAAUAAAUAUUUU
Molecule: messenger RNA, 3648 nt
Organism: Ceutorhynchus assimilis (cabbage seed weevil)
Lineage: Eukaryota; Metazoa; Arthropoda; Insecta; Coleoptera; Curculionidae
Source: the annotation of a GenBank genome assembly